Messenger RNA from Lathyrus oleraceus (garden pea), 1031 nucleotides. Its product is annotated as photosystem II 22 kDa protein, chloroplastic. The transcript is spliced from 4 exons. The coding region runs from base 134 to 946 and encodes 270 amino acids. Lineage: Eukaryota; Viridiplantae; Streptophyta; Magnoliopsida; Fabales; Fabaceae. The record is from RefSeq and is a predicted model, not a curated record.
CUGUCAUUGAGUAUUUCUUACAUACAUCACCACAUCCACACACACCUUAUUAAAGAUAAUAUUUCCAUUCUCCUAUGUUUCAGUUAAACUCUACCAUACCACACACACAACACAAGGCAAAGGUAACAUAGCAAUGGCUCAAACUAUGUUGCUCAUGUCUAGUGUCUCCAGUACCUAUUCUGUUCCCUUGAACAAAGAUCCUUUGCUUCAAUUACAGUGUCAAAGAUUGAAGCCUAGGUUUUCUGAUAUCUCAUUUAGCCCACUUUCUUCUAAUUCUAAGUCUUUUUCAUCUCGCACUUUCAAAACUCUGGCUCUAUUCAAAUCAAAGACCAAAGCCCCUGCUAAGGUUGUACCAAAACAAAAACCAAAGGUUGAAGAUGGUGUCUUUGGAACUUCUGGAGGAUUUGGUUUCACUAAGCAGAACGAACUCUUUGUUGGUCGUGUUGCUAUGAUCGGUUUUGCUGCAUCAAUUUUGGGUGAAGGAAUAACUGGGAAAGGAAUUCUAUCACAAUUGAAUUUGGAAACUGGAAUUCCAAUUUAUGAAGCUGAGCCUCUCCUCCUAUUCUUCAUCAUUUUUACACUUCUAGGAGCCAUUGGAGCUCUAGGUGACCGUGGUAAAUUCGUCGACGAUGAACCUACCACCGGAGGCGUUAUUCCACCCGGAAAAGGCUUCAGACAAGCUCUCGGUCUCAGCGAAGGAGGUCCUUUAUUUGGAUUCACCAAAUCCAAUGAACUGUUUGUUGGAAGAUUGGCUCAACUGGGAUUUGCUUUCUCUUUGAUUGGAGAGAUUAUUACCGGGAAGGGAGCACUAGCUCAACUCAACAUUGAAACUGGUGUACCAAUCAAUGAGAUUGAGCCACUUGUGUUGUUCAAUGUUGCUUUCUUCUUCAUUGCUGCUUUGAAUCCUGGAACUGGGAAAUUUGUAACAGAUGAGGAAGAAGAUUAGAUUAGAGAGUAGUUUACUUUGUUUGUAUUUAAAGAAAACUUGUACGUUUGUUUGUCUAUGAUCAAUGCAUUGAGUUCUUGGUAAA